This is a messenger RNA of Onychostoma macrolepis, 8480 nucleotides long. RefSeq lists its product as uncharacterized. The coding region runs from base 6585 to 7352 and encodes 255 amino acids. The transcript is spliced from 6 exons. The record is from RefSeq and is a predicted model, not a curated record. Lineage: Eukaryota; Metazoa; Chordata; Actinopteri; Cypriniformes; Cyprinidae.
GGUGUGAAACAACAUGAAGGUGCUGAAUUUAACGACUGAGGAUUGGUGAACUACAGGCAAUUUAUUCCGAAUCUGCCAUAUAUUUUUAAGCUUAAUUUAAAAAAAAAAUAAUAAUUCAAAGUUUGAAUUCAAGCUGCCUCACGUGGCUGUAUUGCGCAACAGAGUCCAUAGCGUUGCAUUGUGUCGUCGGUUGAACGCACUAUUUUGAUAGAGAUUGUGGCUUUUGUACAUCCAGAAGAUCCCAAUUACAGCUACAAUCAACAGAGAUCCAGCAGCAGAGAUCAGCACUAUCAGAGACACAGAGCCUUCUGAAGACCCUGAUGGAAAGUGUGCUGUGAUGAUUAAGAGAAACAUUAAUAUGCAGCACAUCACGACUGCAGCAACAAUCAACAGAGAUCCAGCAGCAGAAAUCAGCAGAAUGUAAAACAAGGCUAGGCGCUGAUCUGUAAUGACAAAAACAGUCUGACUUCAAAUAUGACCGAGGGAUCUCAAAGUGGUUUAUUUUUCAGUGUAUCAGCUCACUGAAUAAUCUCUAAUAUUCAGCACUAUCAUACCUGUACAGAGUUCAGUAAUGUUGAGAUGUGUGGUCUGCUUGCUGAUGGGAUUGUUGAGCACACAGCUGUAGGUGUUUUUAUCCUGAUAUUCCACCUCCAGAGGUAGAGAGAGACUGAUGCUGAGAUCAGACACACUGAUGCUGGACAAUAAACUGUUUCCUUUGUACCAGGAGAGAGUCACAUGACCCACAUUCACCACUGAACACAACAAUGAACAAUUCUGCUGUGAUGAUGAUGAUGAAAGAUUUUGUGAAAAAUCUCUGGUAAUGACAGGAACAGGCAGAGAAGCUGGACAAUAUGAGAGACAGAAAAUAAAUAUACACAUUAUUUUCGGUGUAGUGUGUUUGCAGACAGUAACUGUUUCUGUGAUGUCAAGCUAUACAAUUAUUAAACAUUCCAAUUUGUAGUUAAAGCAUUAUUUAUAGUUUGCUAAAGCUCAAUCUAAAGCAGUGGUUCUUAAUCCUAAAUGCACUUUUAUUAAAUUAUCAGCUUUACAAAAUCUGCUUUUAAAUGAUUUGUAAUUAAUUACAUUUUUUUAUUUUUUUUUAUUUUUUUAAAGAAAACAAGGGAUGAGUCACAAUGAUUUUUUUGGUAACCAGCCUCAUAUGUGACAAAUGUUGUCAAAUAAGCUUAAGUUGUAUUGAACCUAAACAUUCCUUUAAUAAUAAUUAAAAAAAAAAAAAAAAUCUGAAUGACAGAAGAAAUAAUCUCUACUUACCAUAGACAGAAACACUUAAUGUUUUUGAUGACCAUUUUGCUCCAAUUAUCUGUAGUUGAUAGAGUCCAGCGUGUUCAGUUCUGGUGUUUGUGAUGGUCAGAGAUCCAGUUUGAUCGUCCAGCUUCAGUCUGUCUCUGAGUCUCCCAUCAGGACCAUCAAAUGUGGAGAAGAUUUGCUUCUUUUUUUUUUUUUUUUUUAGCUAUGAGAGCGUUUUCAGCUCCAAAUUUCCACAGAAUGUCGUCGUCUAAACGUAUUUCAGUAACAUCAGUGUUUAGAGUGACAGAAUCUCCCUCCAUUACUGACACUGACUCACCAAACACACCUGGAGAACAAACUGAAACAGAUUUCACACUUUUGUUUGUUUACAAAGCCUGAAGUCAGUUCUUUUUGUAACUAAAUAUGAACUGAGUAACAGCAGCAGUGAUGCAAAAGAAAAUGCAUGGACAACACAGAUUGUAUUAAUUUAAUCUUUAAGGUGUUAUCUGCUUGUAACUUCACAUUUAUUUUGAGUUACAGGCCAAGUUCAGUACAGCUGAGUAAAACAAGUGCAGAGUUUAAUGGAUAUUUUCCGUAGUUUCAUUUUAAAUCAGGCUUACUGAGAGAGACCUGAAAAGAGAUCUGAAUCCAGAGUAGAUCUCACAAUAUUAUUUGGUUUAUUUGAUUGAACAGCAAAUGAAAAUCCUCUAACAAAAGCAGCAGGUUUAUUACUCUGAAACUGAAAGAAAUUAAAUAACUUUUAUAACUUAGUCAGACAGCACAAGCAGAGCAAAACAAACAUGUGAAACAUUUUCUUCAGCAGUUCACUGUCUGUUCUAAUAAGACCAUCUGCUGAAAACACUCAAGCUGUUCGUCUGCUUCAUGAAUCCUCCCACAGCAGAGUUCGACCCUAAUGACUCACUCUGUAUGUGUUGGGGUCUAUAGUUACAUAUAAAUAUGGCUCUUAUUAAGACAUUAAUUGUUCAUAAUUGUUGAAAACAUUCAUUUUUAUCAACAUUGAUGGUUUUUAAAAGGAACUACUCAUUGUUAAAUAUGUAACAGAAGAGUAUAAUAUUGUGUGAAAUUUAUAAUAGUGAUCUAUCUAAAUUUAAUACUAAAUAAACUUAUGGCUUUUAAAAUGGUUUUUAUAAUCAUUCAAUGAUUCAUGUCUCACAUUGCUAGUCUAACUUACUGUGGUGUGUCUGUAGUGUGUCACACCAAACCGGCUUUGGUCUGAUUUCUACAGAAAAAUAAAUAAAUGGUUUAAACUCUCGGUGGACAAAUAGUUCGUAGAUGAGAGUGGCUAUUUGUUUAAUAUGUGUUUGUUUCUUAGCUGAAGGGCUUCUUUCUGUCCUGUUGUUUGUUAUAAUCCUUACAGUCUGACUUCCUGUCUAUAUAAAACUGCUUUGCCAUGAAAGUACUGAAUCAAUCAAUCAAAACUGAUGUAUGAAGCAGUUAAAGAAGAGUCACAGGUCAGAGGUGUUUUAAACUUGUAACAGGGUUAUAGUUGUAACUGGGUCAGAUUUGGUUUGUGGUCUGCGUAGUCUUUGCCACAGAUGUCAUGACCAUGCCUGAACAUCUGAGUUCAUGGUAAUAUGCCUUCAGAUUACAAGUCCGACUCUCUAACCCAGGGAUCCUCAAAUCUGGCUUGAGAGAUCCACUUUCCUGCAGAGUUUAGCUCUAACCCUAAUCAAACACACCUGAGCAUGCUAAUCAAUGUCUUCAGGAUCAUUAGAAAAUCACAGGUAGAUGAGUUUGAUCAGGGUUGGAUCUAAAUGUCUGUUCUAACAAUUAUGCCAUAUAUAUAUAUAUAUAUAUAUAUAUAUAUAUCGAUCCCACGACCUUUGGGUUACAAGUCUGAUUCUCUAACCAUUAGGCCACAACUGCCCCCAAUAUAGUGUGUCUGUAGUCUAGGUACAGGCAGGGAUUGUAGGUGGGAGACUACCAUGACCCUUAAGCAAGGCACCAAACCCGAACUACUCCCCUGGCGCCGCAGUAAAAAAAUGGCUGCCCGCUGCUCCGGGUGUGUAUAUGUGUUUGUUGACUACACACUUCUGUGUGUGCGCGCACUUGGAUGGGUGAAUGAGAUAUAUAUAUAUACAUAUAUAUAUAUACUGUCAAACCAAGCGGCAACCUCCUUGUCUCUGUCUUGAAACCAACACGUAAGUGACUUAAACUGCAAUUCAUCGACUGGCCGCUAGAGGCUGGCUGCACAAGGUAGUCAAUCCAUAGACUCCCCAUGUUAAAAUGCCCAAAUUUACAGCAGAAAAAAAAAAUGUUUACAGCCUGGUACAAAAAGUGGUUUUGAUCUAUAUAGCUAAUUGUGCCCUUCAUGACAACUGUGAGGGGGGUGAAUAUUUUCAUAACUCAUCCGUUUAAAUUAUAUUAAGCCUUAAAGUUCUGCAUAAUUAAGGGCGUGUCCACUUGAGCGACAGGUGGAUUGCAGCUGCUGUCACCACCGUUGCGUCAAACCAAAAAAAUAUUCUAAAAUUUUUUACUAGUGGGUGCAGCGCACUAUAGUUCAUUUAUGUAAGUGAGGAUAGCAAAAUAAAGUAAACUGUGACACAUACCCAAAAAUUCUUCAUACAGUGGACUACCAGUAAAAUUGAUAAAAAAAAAAAAAAAAAAAUUGGGACCAAAUUUGAUUUGACACUUUGAACUCACCAUGUUUUGUUACAUAACCUUUCUAUCAAAGUUAUCUGACAUUAUCAAGAUGAAUUUGUUCUGAAAGUUUAACUCUUGAGUUCCUGUCAUACCAUUUUUCUAAACUAUAGCAAAUAAACUGAUAAUGUGAGAAAUUUUGAAGGUGUCUGAAUAAAUUUUGGUUUGACUGUAAUUCAUUUGUGAUCAAGAUUAAUUUGUUCUGACACGGUUUACAUUUUUGUCAUAUUUCAUUACAAUUUUCUAAUCAACUAUAGCAAAAACCUGUGAUAAUGUGAGAAAUGUUGAAGGUGUCUGAAUAAAUUUUGGUUUAUUGCACAAAAAUGCAGUUAAGCACAAAAAACAAGAACACUAUUUUCUUAAAAUGAAAAGGAUGUUAAAGAUGUAUGUGUGUUUAUUUGACAGGAAGUGCCAUUAGAGCAAAUGCGAUUGACUCAUAACAGCCAGAAUCUGUGAGUUUGUUAAAAAAUAUAUUUGAGUUUGUUAUCAGAAAUAACUGAACUAAGGUAACAUUGAAUAAUUUAAUGAUUGUCUUUAUAAAUUACUCAAUGGUCCACCCCUGCAAAAAACACAUAGUAAAUAUAAUAUUAAAAACUCAAGAGAGGACACUUUAAAUCUACACCCCACAACACCAGCAAUUGUAAAAAAAAAAAAAAAAAAAAGGUAUUUGUGAGCAUGUAAGAAGACCAUUUGAAGUGCUGGUCCUUACAGAUACAUAUUCUUGAUUUAUUAUUAUUUUAUUUUGUUCUCUCCACAAGAGGGUGGAUAUUUCUUUUUUAUCCACCAUCUGCUGAGGUACUGGUGAGCUGCCCCCAAGUGGUCAGCUGAUGUGAAUUACUUCAGAUGAUUAUUUUAUUUUUCUGUAGAGCUGUUUUGAUAGUGUCCCGUUAACUAAUUUUCUCACUUUUGAAGCUUCUUUUUCAACAUUGAAUUUGUUGAAUCUGUAAACCAUUCAAACAUGCUAAAACCUUAAGGUGUUUUAUUUUAUAUGUGAAUAUUCUCUGUAAAACAACUUUGAAAUUAUAUUUAUUGUGAUAAAAUGCUAUGUAAAUAAAUUUGAGCACUUCUAUUCGUGUUUAUACAUUAACUAAUAAAUGGCAAAUAUGUUUUUAUAUAAAUUGUUUUUAAUACAGUUACAAUAUAAAUUCCAAAUAUUCAUUUCUGGAAACAACAUAUACAUUAUUAUCAAAUAAAGUGUGUAAAUCAUGACAAUGAAUGACUACAACUUAAAGAAGCUCUUAGAAUUAUUCAGUUAAUCCGCUUUCACUGAAAAAUGUGUUAAAUAAAGAUGCAAGAGUGUUCAACAUACUAUUUAAAUAUAUAUAGACCCUUUUUCUGUUAGUAAACAUUGUGACGUUUUUCUGUGGGCGGGGCUUAGGUGGAGGCAGAAAGAUUCCCCUGACCGCUUAAAGCUAGCUAUGCAGUUUGUUAGCUUGUUUUCUUAACAAUGACUGGAGAAAAUCCGAUUUUACCUAAGGUCACUCACUGUGCAGAACCAUGAUUGUUAUUUGAAUAAGUUAACUUUAAUGGACAAAAUCAGAUUGGCCGACCCUAUGCUCAAAGGAUGGACGAUCUGACAGGAUUACCUCCGACUGAGUGACUCGAGUUGCAUAUAACCUUAGAGAAACCUAACGAGUAGUAAAGAGAAACUCGCCUGUGUCUAUCUAGUCAUGAAGAUGUAUAUAUUUCAAUUUCAGCGGGCAACUAUUUUUUUACAGCUAAGUUAACGUUGACGUGAGAGUGAACUGGGCCACAAUACAAAAAGUAAGAUAAACAUUCAAUAUAUUACUUGAAGAUGAAUGUAUCAUGUAAUGGCCAAAUAGUUAUUUUAAAGUAUACAUCCUGUAAAUUAUGUAAAUUAAUUUACGGUGACAUUACAGUAUACCUUAACAAUACUUUACAUACAGCCUACAUAAAGGAAGAUGUGAAUUUUCUCUAGAAAUAAAAAUUCCAGAAACUAAUUUUGAACUUUCUGUAUUUGAUUAUUCUUUCUUACCAAGUUCUUAGAAAUUCCAGCCACUAUCAAUCACAACAAGGUAUAUUACAGAUGAUUAAGCAUAUAAAUCGUCAGUUUGUUGUUUUACACACAAGCACAUGACAUUAUUUCAUACACGACGUCGUGAGAUGCAUAAGAAAUCUUUAGACACGUAACACAAAAUAAUCCAUAACAACAAAAGACAAUACUUUAUUUAACCUUUCCUGAGAAGUGUGCGCUGCAAACGCGAGCAUUUCUGACGAUAGUUUCUGUCCAGUCUGCUCACUUUAUCUCGUUUAACCAAAGCUGUCGUCGGCUUUUAGUGGUAGCAGAUAUGCGAUAAAAUUUCAAAUUGGAGCCUGUACUACGUCGAUUCUGGCACCCAACAUCACAACAAUAUGAUAUUUUAAGCUCCUUAUGUAGCCGAAUCUGCGCUGGUUUGAAUGGGCCGCCUCCAGUUCUCCCUUUGUUUUGCCGCCAGCUAGCGCGGUGACGUAAUCGUGACGUAAUCGUGACGUCGGCGCAAAAAGGGUCUAUAUCUCUCCCUCAACGUCAGUGCACUCCAUCCCAGUAGGUGGCGGAAUAUGCACCUAAAGCUGUUUGCCAACCGCCACACACCAAAGAAGAAAAUCGCCAGCAGAAGCGGGGCAUUUAAAUGUGAAUCCGAUUUUUAAAAUUUAUCAUUAUUUUGUAAAAAAAAAUGAAGCUUGCUGUGUUGUUUGUACUCGCACAUGGUGUUUCCAGUGUUGGUGCUGAUGGACUGUCAGCAUUUGUGAUGGAUGGAGAUUCAGUCACUCUACGCACUGAUGUUAAAACAAACCAUCGAGAAUAUAUAAAAUGGUAUUUUAAUGACACCAGAAUCGCUCAAAUGACUGGCGAUCUCAGUUAUAUCUGUACAGAUGUUCAGUGUAAUAAAGGCACUGAGAGAUUCAGAGGCAGACUGAAGCUGGAUCAUCAGACUGGAUCUCUGACCGUCACAGACACCAGAAACAUUGACUCUGGAGUUUAUAAACUACGGAUCACCAUCAGCAGCAACAUCAAUGAAAAGAUCUUCAUUGUUGCUGUAUAUGAUGUUCCUGCUGCUGAACGAGAUGAAAUGAAGAGAAAGUCAGUGAAGGAGGGAGAAUCUGUCACUUUAGAUCCUGGUGUCAUGAAAAACACAAAUGAUUUGAUGACGUGGCAUUUUAAUGACCUCUGCAUCGCUGAAAUCAGUGAAGAACCCAGAAAGAUCUGCACAGAUGUUCAGUGUAAAGAUGGCGAUGAGAGAUUCAGAAACAGACUGAGACUGGAUCAACAGACCGGAUCUCUGACCAUCAUGAACAUCACAAUCACAGACUCUGGAGUUUAUGAGCUAAAGAUCAUCAACAGCAGUUUCAGCAUCAUUAGGAGCUUCAGUGUUACCGUCACUGGUUCAGGUCUGUCUUUGGCUGCUGAAUAUGUGCUGCUGCUGUUGGAGUUCUGCUGCUAGUGACUGUAACUCUUUGUUUACUGUACCGUCCAGUAGUAAGGAAAGGUGAGCAUUACAUUUAGCGAUGGGAAGUCUGAUUCUUUUCUGGGAACUGGUUCUUUCAGACCAUCUGUUUCCAUAACCUGAUGUAAAAAAAGAUCACAAAAAAGGUUAUUUUUUAAUACUUUUUUAUUUUUAAUUUUUUUUGCAGUGCACUGAGAGUGUUUAUUAUGUUCCAUGCCUUUAUGCAUAUAAUGUGGGUUGUGUUUGAAUGAUGAAAACACCGGGGCCUGGUUUCGCAGACAGGGUUUAGACUAAACUAGAAUAUAGUUCAAUCAGGACAUUUAAGUCAUUUUUAUAAACAUAGAAAAAAAGCAUUACUGGUGUGCAUCUUGAGACAAAACAAAGGCACUGAUAUAUUUUAAAAUCAGUCAGAGCAAGUUUAUUUCAGUUGAAACACCUCAGAUUUACAUUUUAGUCUAGGACUAGGCUUAAGCCUUGUCUGUGAAACCAGGGGCUAAUCUUUGAAACGUGAAAAGGAAUCGCAGUGAAACAAUGACAUUUUUGUUUGGUAUGUGCUCAGAAUCUGUGAAGACAACACUUUUUAAAGCAUACUGUACCCCUAUGUAUACUGCCCAUUUGUGGCGGCAUUAUAGAAAGCGCAGCAUGCAGAGACUUAAUGUAGCUUAUAAUGAUGGUAUGCGAUUGCUGCUUAAGGUGCCACGAUGGAGCAGUGCAAGACAAAUGUUUGUCAGUGCUGGUGUGCCUACCUGCGCUGCUGUGAUGCGUAAUCUCAUGUAUGUAUGUGUAGAUUAUCAGAAUCUGUAAAUAGUAUAAUUUUAACACUGACGAAUUUGGCACUAAGUUCAGUCAGGCUUUUUUCAAAUAUGUGGAAUCAUUGGCGUUUUAGUAAAUAUGACGCAUGUAAAUAUGUGAUAUUGUGGAUUCUGUAUAUUUGUAAGUUGUUAUUGUCGUGUCUUUGUUUGGUCCGAGUGUGUCCUUAAUAAAGUUUUGAUGUGAUAUGGUCUUUGCGAACAAAAUAUUUUAUGAAGUGCUGCUGAUUAGUUUAGCUCACGGCCAAAUUUUCAUUUUCAUUUUUUUUUUUUUUUGUGUGUAUUUAUGAAUCAUCUGAUCUUGUAUUUUUGUACA